This is a messenger RNA of Propithecus coquereli (Coquerel's sifaka), 822 nucleotides long. Its product is annotated as collagen alpha-1(III) chain-like. The record is from RefSeq and is a predicted model, not a curated record. Lineage: Eukaryota; Metazoa; Chordata; Mammalia; Primates; Indriidae.
AUGCCCCUGCUAGGUUUAGGGGCCAGAGCCCGGCAGGAGCUGCUGAGCGAGCCCCUGAAAACAGGCUCCAGAUGCACCCGGCGCCUCCAGAGAGAGGACUCUGGUUCUGCCGCAGGCUUUGAGGGGAGCUCCCGUGGAGCCCAGGCUGGGGUGUGGAAAGAAGGGGGAGAACAAAGCCCCCCUAACCUAGAGGGACACGCCGACUUCAGCCCCCACUCGCCCGCGCAGACCCUGCCUGACCCCCCGGUGCCCCUCCCCAGGUCAGCAUUUAGGGUGCCGCCCGGGUACCCCUUACCUAUCAGGCUGCAGCAGGCGCCUGGCCUCCUUCCCCACCCCGCCCGUCCGCGGUGCCCCGAGCCUGGAGCCCAGCAUGAGUGGGGCUCCGGCCGCAACGCCGGUGACCGCGGGCUGGACCGGGCUGCGCUGUCCGGUCUGCCGCCCGGGGCAGGGCUGGGGAGGAGGCGCAAGGGGUCGCCGCCACAGCCGGGGCGCCAGGGCCGGCCAGCCCGCCUUACCUGCGCUGCGGCCGCUGCUCUAGCUGCCCGCCCAGUCUCCGCGCACGCCGGCCUCGGACCCGCCGCCCGAGAGCUCAGUGGGACCCCCGCCCGCAGCCGGAGGUUCCCGGCCCGGGAGUGUCCCCAGCCCAACCACUGGGGAGCCCCCGCCGCCGUGGAGGCUCGGAGCGGCAACCGCGGGCGGGAGUGCUCCCGCGGGCCUGGGGCCGGCCGUGGAGAGGAGUCGGCGCCCAUCCGCACAUGCUCCCAGGACGGAGGCUCUGUUGUUACCCUCGUUCUCCAGGUGACAGGCCUCACUGUGAAGUAG